This is a messenger RNA of Pecten maximus, 4736 nucleotides long. RefSeq lists its product as uncharacterized. NCBI's taxonomy places the organism in Eukaryota, Metazoa, Mollusca, Bivalvia, Pectinida, Pectinidae. The transcript has 2 exons. The record is from RefSeq and is a predicted model, not a curated record. The coding region runs from base 977 to 2407 and encodes 476 amino acids.
CGGUGUCGCUAUCAAAGUGAUGCCCAUUUCCACUCUGUCAUUAUAUUUGUUUCGAUGACUUGGUAUAAUGGUUAUUUAUCGCGUUUAGAAAUCAUAUACUACAGGUCCCAUUAGAAAUAUACAAUUCAUUGCCAGACAAUUAUCACAUGUCGGACGGAGUUUUCUAUACAACUUGCACACAAACUCGAGUUAAAAGGAGACCGUUCACCAAUGUGUCCGCCGAAGCAUGACCAAAGGGCUGAGACAUUUGUAAACAUGGUGGAUACACGUCUUACUGGUAAGGCAAGUAUUCUAAUUCAUUACCGUGUUAUCGUCCAUUUUUACUGUAUAUGAAUUAGAAUUUAAAACCAACACACAAACGACACCAGCGACUUCUUCCUGUGAUACACAAACUCGUGUAUGGUGUUCAGUGACUAUCGCACAGAAGUGUUGUGUUACUUUGUCUAAUGGACAUAUACCGAGAACUGUGUUACUUUGUCUAAUGGAGACAUACGCUGGGAACUGUGUUACUUUGUAUAAUGGACAUAUAUACCUAGUGGAUAUAUCCUGACAUAAUUCAGUCUGGGAGAGCUGUCCCCUCAUUCCAUAUGUAUACUAUGUGAGGUUCCAAAACUUUGUUUGUAAUAGGAGGUUUUAAAAUUCGUAAAAAACAAAAUCUUGUUUGCUCAGAGUAAACAUAUUGUGUGUUUCUAUAUACUAAACCAGUACGUUGACAAUAUCAGAGUAGAAUAAUUUGUUAAAUGUGACAUCGAUGUGCUUGUUCCUGAGCAUAAACAGGAUAAAAUCACAGGUAGUGUCAUCAUACGUAAUGAUUACGAAGGAGGUGUGUGUGAGACCAGGAGCUAAUGGACACCAUGAGGAACGAGGAAGAACCUAUCCUUUACAGGCAUAACAACACUGAACCAUAACUAUACAUGUACAAUCUACUAAGAAACACAGCCAUGGUCUAUUGUUUUUCCGAUACACGCAUUAAGCAAUGCUCCGGUGGAAAGUAAAUGUCGUGAAGAAAUCCCACGACCGCGUGACAGCUGAUGUGACAUGGAGUACACAAUCGUUCACGUUAAAGGGAAUCCAGGCAGCAUUCAAACUUCCCUGUGUUGUGAAGUGUUGUUACGAGUCCUGUCCCGUGGACUGGGACGAUUUUCACUUUGAUCUCUCCCAGCCCUUGUUGCUCCACAGCUUCCGAAAGGUCAAGAAACUCCAGGUCAGAUGUAUUCAGAAAAAUGAGAGUGGUCAGUCGCAGGAAUUUGGCCCCGUUCUGGUCAUUCCAGAAGACUACGAUGGUUGGUUUUAUAUCAUGAAGUCUGACGAUUCACGACCAAAGCUCCACAAGACGGUAGCAUCUCUAGCCGGAGAACCAGUUUCCAAGUUCUAUGUGGCCUCCAGCCUCAGCUACCUCGCUCUUUACGGGGAACCCGGGGAUAAGAAACCUCAGACAGUGGACAGUAGACAUAUGGAGGCAGGGGAAAUCCUAGAAGGCUCACAAACAGCUGGAACUGCAACUCUUAAAAAGGUGCUGAAAGUGAAUACCGAAAACGUUCCAGGAGGACAAUUUCUCAUCUGUACAGAUGAAAAGGAUGAUAAAAUGAUACUGCCUUUGUCAAAGAAUGGUAAAUUUUAUAAAUUAGCUGACGACACGGAAGAAUCCGACGGACUGAGGAAGAUAGCGGAUAUAAUAUCAAAGAGAGACCAGUUUCCUUUCAAAAUCAGACAUGUCAUUGGGGAGCUUCCCGCCUUAUCCUCUAGUUAUAGAAACGUUUUACAGUGUUUAGAUGUGAUUGAGGAGGAAACGGUACUGGCGUCGACGCUAGACAAAAUGACAAUGAUACCGCUAGAACUGCAGCUUGACUCUCCGUUUAAAUUCAAGAUGGGAUUAAAUGAGAUUCAGUUAAGAAAAACGAAUAAUUACGCCGAGGCUUUGCAUAUGUGUGAAACUGAUGGGGAGGCUUACGUCAGAGGGAUCAAAAUAGCCUUCACUAUUACUCCUGAAAGUCCUCUUAUGGCUUCUACAACUUCUAUCGAAAGUGAUGGUAGCAUGGUGUCCCUGUCAAAGCUAUCAGAUUCUUUAGAAAAUGACACUAAGACUGUGUCACUGCGAAGUGUUGAGGCUUCCGCAUCAACACAAGAACGAGCAUCAUAUGCAGAAACUGAGUCAUCGUUAGAUGAUGUCCCGUCAUAUUAUGACACCGGAAGUGAAAUAGAAGAAGAAGAUGCUCAGUCGGAGUUCAUGUUUGAAUGGGCGCCACCGGAAACAGUAAAACGUUUGUCAUCCAAGAAAAAAACAGCUGUAAAGAUACCAGUGCCUCCUAAAGUGUUUAACAGUUCGAUCAAUAAAAUUAACAGCCCGAAAUCCUCAGUAGAGGAAAAUAUAAAUGCUAUAUGGAAUGAACAACCGGAUGUAGUAUAGCUGACAUGAUUUCAUCAAUGACAUCGUUGACUGAUGUACUGCAACAUUGCGUCUGUAAUCUCAGUUAUUGUGAGUGUUGUCCCAUUUUAGCUCAUGACAUUUCCUUUGAAUUGCAAUGGACAAUGACAUGUAAAACCACUAAAUCCAUGAAUCGCUAAUAAUACUUAGAAACUGAAUCAUGUGUCGUUCUAACUUUGUCGAGGAGAUCUGCAAGUUUAUUUACGAUUUCCUAUCAGAAUUCCUAAUGAGUAAUCAUGUUCAAUAACAGUCAUGCACUUAUUAUCUUUCCCCAAAAAAUUAAAGCGAUAUGUGACUGGACAUUGUACCCGACCUCAUGAGGACGUUAAAGGAGGUCAUCGCCCAAACAAAUUACAAUUUUCUAAUUUAAUGACACAAAGUUCAAAUUUCAGAUUUUCUGCAUCUGUUAAAUUUCAAGUAACGCUGGGUUUCGAAAAAAAAACACGUGUAAUUAUAUCAAUAUAGAUAGAAAUCCCUGACCGAUCUAAAUCGUCGAGGACGAGAAAACAUGCAAUUGAGGCUCCCAAAUAAGGCUGUCCAAUCCCAAAGUUCAGUGCGAAAGCUGGUUUCUGAUGUUAAAAAUGGCCGAACAAAAACGUGCUUGAAAGAUAACCGUAAUGGAGUCCACGACAGAACAAGAAAACUGAUAUAUGACACAAACAGUAUCCCAAUAUAUCUUUGAGAGGAAAGAUAAAUUUUGGAAAUGUUAUCAAACAAGAAACAGGCAAGCCUGCAUCCUACUUGAUACCGUGUACAUACAUGGUAAAGGUGGACGAGAGCACUUUUAUACGGUAUUACGGUAUUGUCUUAUGAUCCGUAAAUAAGUUGAAUUAUGGAUAUUCGAAAAUAGCGACAUUUCCCACUUUAGCUUGCCAUCUUCAUGUAUCAUUAACUUUAUCUCAAUAGGAUCUUAAUGAAUGAUGUCUGAAUUUCUGUCAAAGCUAAAUUAAACUUUCGGUCUUUGAUAAAUUGUUUUUGAAAUGAAAAGAAAGUCUGAUAUCAAUGUUAAGUAUGCUUGAAGUAGAUCUAUAUAUAUAUUAGUCUCGCUUUCGAUAUUAUCGCGUCUAGGGACUAUUUGUCCUGGUCAAGUCUGUCCAGUAAAAACAAUGGAAGUACAUAUAGGAAUGGAACUCUGGAGGCAAAAUGUAUUUAUGUGUGAAAUUUGAUAUUUUCUUGAUAUUCUAUUUAUACGUGGACGAUGACCUGCUUUAAAUAUUAUUAAUAGCAUGUGUAUUGACAGACGAGGCGAGUACAUAUAUAGUAUGUGGACAGAGCGCCCUGUCAACAAUCACAGACAUGCCAAAGUGUAAAAUAAAUAAAUACAUAAAUUAAUAUAACAGAUUUGGCUUUAAGUGGCAAUAAAGAUGCUAUUUUUCAUAAGGCAAAAGAAUGACCAUUACGGUCAAAUCUUCAUGAAAAUGCAACAAGUCACAUAAUGGCAAAAACAACUGUUUUGUUAAUAUUUUUUAAUAUUAUGUUCGAGAAAACAUGAUUAAUUCUUCAGGUUAAAAGAUUGGUACAUGAUGGCAAAAGGUUUUUUUCACCUUAAGGGAAACAAAUGUUGUUUUUUAUCGCUAUUAUGUACAAUUUAUUUCCCUUAGGUCAAAAAACCGUUUGCGAUUAUGUUCAUACAAUUGUAUUGUCAAAAGUUGUUUGACCUUAAGGGAAAUAAAUUCUUGUUUGCCAUUAUUAACAUUUCAUUUAUCCUUCAGGUAAAAAAAAAAUUGACAAUAUGUACAUAAUGGCAAAAGUUUGUUUUUUUAACCUUAAGGUAAAUAUUAGUUUGCCAUUAUGUGACUGAUCAAAUUUAUCUACAUUGUAUACUUUUAAAAGGUAAACAGAUAUAGAUAGCAUUUGACGUUGAGGUAAAAAAUAGAUAAUGGCAAAAAAAUACACUGUACUUGCCAUUAAGGUUAAAUCAUUUCCCCUUAAGUGUAUGAUUAGUGAACAGGAGUGCGCAAAACGAGAAUAAAUCGUUUUAUAGCAGUUAGUAUUGUUAUAAAACUUUGUAUAACAAUACUAAUCCACGAUAAGGCCACUACGUGGUUACAUAUUAUUGUAAACUUUCAUAAUUAAGCUAUGUAUCCAUAUGAUAGUAUCUUGUUGCUAUAAAACGAUUUAUUCUAGCCUUACUUAUCAUUUCUAUAAUGAAAAACCACACUCCUGUCAACAAGUAUUUGUGGUCAACAACAUAAGGACCAUCGACUUAAUUAACACCCACUAACAUUCCGUGCAAUAUAUAUAUAUGUAUUUAAGUUUAAUAUACUUGCUUUGACUCCUUGGCGUGUAUGCAAUAAAUGAUAUAACUAAA